AUGUUUUAUGCACAUUUUGUGUUGGCCAAAAAGGGGCCUUUGGCCCGUAUAUGGCUGGCUGCUCAUUGGGACAAAAAAUUAACGAAGGCACAUGUAUUCGAGACUAACAUAGAAAAAUCAGUAGACGGUAUAUUACAGCCAAAGGUUAAAAUGGCUCUAAGAACGUCCGGACAUUUAUUAUUGGGAGUCGUACGGAUCUACUCGAGGAAAGCCAAAUAUUUAUUGGCUGACUGCAAUGAGGCUUUUGUCAAAAUCAAAAUGGCCUUUAGGCCUGGUAUGGUAGAUCUGCCGGAAGAGCACAGAGAAGCAGCUGUAACAGCUAUCACUUUGCCGGAAGUGUUUCACGAUUUUGAUACUGCUAUGCCGGAACUCAAAGAUGUAGACAUCGAAGCUCAAUUCAGUUUGAAUCAAUCCAGAGCAGAGGAAAUAACAAUGAGGGAAGAUUAUGGCAGUUUAUCUUUAGUCACGCACGAUCAGGGUUUCGGCGACAUGAGUUUCGAUGCAGAACCGCCGGAAUUACUACGACACGGCAGUGGUAUAGAACCUUCACUGGACCAGAGCCACAUGUUGUUCAGUGACGGUCCGGGAAUAGAAACAACUUUGGAACAGAAGGAGAAAGAACCGGUUGCGGGGACAUCUGCAACGGCGCAACCCAUGGACAUAGAUACUCCUAUCAGGGAUGAUGGUUUCGGUGGUCACCUUGGUCAAGACAUCAUAUCGGGAGGACUCUUUGAAGGUGGCUUAUUCGACGAAGCUCCAAUGGGCGAGGUGCCUGUACCUGAAGUGAGCUCGAUAACUGAACAACAGGAAGGAGACGCAGCUCCCGGAACUGCUGCUUCCGUUCACGAUGAAUCUGACGAAGAUAUGGGCGAUCAUUUCGGUGGUCCAGCAUCACCAAUGGGAGGCAUGAGUUCUGACGAGUCUAGACCUGCUACUCCAGCUGCAACUGGAGAGGAAAUUGAAGGUAGAAUAAGUGUCGCCAGUCGACGCUUCACACCAGCUCCGCCAGUUAUGCCGGAGGAACACGCUAUUGAUAAUGUAGAAGAACCGCCACCUCUGCAAGACCAAACCACAUUGCUGCACGAUGAAGAAGAAAGCUUUGCACUAGCUCCGAUCGAUGCAUCCGCUCUGAAAGGUUUCACGAAAGCUAAGCGUAAACGUAAGCUCAUUGUCGACGAAGUGAAAAAUAUUUCCGGCGAAGAAAUGAAGGCGCAGCUGUCGGAUACUAGCGAUAUUAUCACAACGUUGGACUUGGCACCGCCUACAAAAAGAUUGAUGCACUGGAAAGAAACUGGCGGCGUGGAGAAGCUCUUUGCUUUGCCGGGAAGACCCAUUUCAGCUCGCGUUCUGUUCAAAAAUUAUCAGAGACACCUGACCAGCAAGUCUUACGAUCAUGAAGACUUUGGGCGACUUGGAGCUGAGGAAGAUGGUAUGCCGUUGGAGCAAAUGAGAGAUGCUCCAGAAGCGGAGGCGUCCUACGAACAGAGUAUUCUUAAUAAGCGUACAGGACGAAAGCGCAAAGCGCCACAGGAUGAUGAGAUAAAGCAACCACAACCACCCCAACCGACUCCAGCUGAUGUCAGUCAACCAUUAAUUGACGAGGCAGAAAUUCCGAGCAUGAUCGGACACAAUCUCGCUUCGGAAUCGACCGCAGCACCCGAAGCACCCUUAUCGGCAGAACCAUCGGUUUCUAACAUAAGUAGCAUUCUGCCUUCCGCGGAGGCAUCGGAGGUAGCACCGACUGCCGAAAGGUCCUUGCUUGGUUCGGAAAUGCCACAGAUCGCACCAGCUGAGGUCGGUUCGAUACUCGGCACACAUGAAGAACCGCAAGCAUCGAUGCCGGCACAAGAAGAAGCCGCUGCUGCGACAGUACAAACGUCCGACAUGCCGCAGAUGGAGAACAUGGGUUACGAUCAAGCACAACCGCAAGUUUCGUACAUGGGCUAUGACGAACAUCAUCCUCCUGCGCAUACACCCGGCGCGAUUUCUGAAAGAGGACCUGCUACACCUUGGAACCACGAAGAUUACGAGUUUCCACCGUCUGUGGGACCUCAAGAGGAACAACAAGUGGAUGAAACUUAUGAACAGUUCGAGGAACGCGUUCUUAACAAACGAGCGGCACAUAUGUAUCAUGUUAUUAAGAAUAAACUAGAUACCAAAGAUAGAUUAACGCUAUCGGAAAUGGCAUUCAAAAAUAAUCGCAAACAGGUGGCACAGAAAUUUUACACUCUCUUAGUCCUGAAAAAGUUCCAAGUAUUGGAACUCAAUCAAGAAUAUUCAUAUGCAGAAAUUUUAGUGACGAAAGGACCAAAAUUCGAAAAUCCUGCAUUGUAAAGGUAUUUACUCUUAGUUAUAAACUUUGAAUACCAGCAGAAUAGAAAUUAUAUUGUAGUAUACAUAACAUUUAUACAUAUAUAUACAUUCUUUUAUAAAUAAAUCUUUAGAUUAAUAUUGAUUAUGGAAGUGUAUUUUGAUUUGAAAGAUAGGAAGAUGUAUGAUCACUUCUUUGUAUGCCCUGUCUUGGAAAGAGAUGCAUGUUGAAUAUUAAUCGUUGCAAAAUCACACAGUUGACAAUUAUGUUGUAUUCUCUUUUUAUGCUAAAUUGUCUGAUUAUUAUUCUGGUAAACUCUUGUUUAAUCUUCCUAAAUUUUUAUUCCUCCAGAAAUUGGUCAUGUCUGUUGCAUUACUCACCAAUCCGAACAGGGUUUGUAAAUAAGAUUAGCAAAUAGUUGAAAAAUAUUUUACAAUAUAUGUACUAUCAUUAGUGACUUAAAUCUAUAUUACAAGAAGGUCCAAAACUGUAGACACGUUAUUGGCGUAGCUUGCUAAAUUUUGAUAUAAUUAUCGAUUUUCAUUGGAGAAUAUUCAAUAGUAGAAUAUGAUGCAGUUAAACAUUUCUAGUGUACUUUGUAAGAAUUAAUUCGGUAAUUUUUACUUAUGCAAUACUAUGUGCAUAUUUAUUUGUAACGUAAACAGUUAUUAAUGGAAAACUUGAUCCAACAUUUGUGAAUAAUAAUUUUAUGUAUUAUUUUUUUUUACUGUCAGAUUUUUCUAUUUGUAUUUAGUCAAAACUUAUUUGACGUGUACAAAUACAACUAUGCAUCGAGUUUUAUUCCUUAUAGUGCAGAAGGCACAGAAUUUAUAAAAACUUCUUAUAUCUCACCUAAAUAUUAAUAUAAUUUGCAUUAUAUUACAGAAAAAAUAUUUUAUUCUUUAAUGAAUAAAACAGCUAAUUGAAUAAAAAAUAAAUCAACAAUUUAAUUAUGGUGCUAACUAUUUUCUAAAGGAAGAUAGUGUGUACUAGUAGUGUCAGAGAAAAUUGUUUACUGAUUUAUUGUUGUAUUUGUAUACUUAUUUUAUGAGAUAUAAGAAUGUUACAAAGAACAAACGAUAUAUUUUAACUAUCGUUCAUUAUUAAAAUUUUGCACUAAGAUCAUAUACAUUGUAAAUAGGCAUAGUUAUCGAGAUAAUAAAACAACUUGUUAAAGUAUCAUAAGAAAUAAUUUAGUGUUGUAUCAUGAAAUUUGAACGAAUCAGUGAACUGUCAUGAUGUAGUGCAAACAAGUUGUAAAUAAUAUCUAUUUAUCGAAUCAUCGUCUAUUCACAAAUAAAUAUCAUUUAUAUGUAACAUCGUUUAUAUAAAUGAUAUUAAACCAUGUGAACAUACAUAUCAUAUAAUACUUAAAACUGUUAUUCCAUUAUUUUCCAUUAAUGAACUGUUAUACAGUAUAACGUAUAUAAUAUUGGGUUAACCGGAAAGUUUUGCGAAUUUUCUUAGCAAAAUUCCUAUUCUUGAUACAGAAUUUUGCGUUUUUGAAUUUUGCUAAAAAAAUGAACGAAUCGUAUCUGACUUUCCGAUCAAUCCAAAAUAUAUAAUUGAUAUGAUAAUUUAUUAUUAUAAGUUACUAGAAUAUUCAUUCGUCAAUCAUUUCUUUGUAACUUGUAUUUUUUAUACACGCGACAUUAGAAACGUGUGACAUUUUAUUUUAAUAUCAUAUGGCACAAUAUUCGUUUUAUAGAUUAUUAUAUAUAAGAUUUGUGUAAAACUUUUACGAGAAAAAUAACAGAUGUAUAUCACAUAUUUUUUUUUAAUGUCAAUAUCACAAUAUGUGUGCAUAAUGCGUGUGGUUUGGAGAGCAAUGCGUUCUUUCAUUGUUAAGUAACUUAUAUUGUAAACGUGAAUUUUUGGAUGACACCGUAAUAUGCUUAACAGCAUCAAAUACAUUAUUGAUGUAUUGUAAAUACCAUAGUUAUUAAUCAUAAAAUUUCUUUAAGCA
Ooceraea biroi (clonal raider ant) is the source of this 4277-nucleotide messenger RNA. It is a transcript of the gene vtd, whose product is annotated as RAD21 cohesin complex component verthandi. Gene Ontology annotation, biological process: replication-born double-strand break repair via sister chromatid exchange; sister chromatid cohesion. The record is from RefSeq and is a predicted model, not a curated record. Gene Ontology annotation, molecular function: chromatin binding; protein binding. Gene Ontology annotation, cellular component: cohesin complex. Lineage: Eukaryota; Metazoa; Arthropoda; Insecta; Hymenoptera; Formicidae.